AUGGAACCAGCAACCAAUGAUGAUGGGCCUGACGGCUCGUCUAUCAAAACCGUCUCCUCUCUUCUUGCUCGCUUCGAAACCUUGAACCAAUCUACCCCGGCACCUCCACCAUCACUGAACUCUGCCUCCAGACCUAUUUCACCAGCUCCCAAGCCCGACAGGCUACGGAAUUUUAAGCUUUCUCAAGACGCAACCUUGUCCUCAGGCCCAACUCCUUCCCUUUCGUUAUCUGCACCAGUCAAGUCAGCCGCCAAACCUCCUGUCAAGCCGCCACAACUUCACGCAAGCGAAUCGCCGUCUACUUCUCGCAAUAAUGAGGCUUCCACCAUGCCACACGCCCCGUCGCAAAGCCGAGAGCCUUCGCGCCGCAUGUCUACAGCUUCAGCAAUGCCACCACCUCCAGCUGUUAAGAUCCUCCCUCCUCAAUCACCGCCCAAAGGGCAUGCGAUGGUUGUCGCAGCAGAAGAGCAGUCGCCGUUUCUCGAUCCAGCCACUGCUGUUUCUGAAGAUCUUCCGGGGGCUUCAUCCAAAACCGUAAAACCCCCUAGUCAGCCCGUCACUCCUAUUCACCCGCUCUCAGCUCCACGAUCCCCUCGGCUGAGCAUUUCGCAGCCUCCAUCCCCACCACCGCCCCGACGUUCGGGUGAACUGAAACGGGAGGGCAAACAGCCUCCGCCUCCACCAGCCCCUCGCCUUGAUAAGUCCAAGAAUAUCACGCCUAGUUGCUCGAAAUCUGCUGAUGCUCACACACCAAGACAGCCGAGCAAAAGCAGUAUACGGAACGAAAUGUCCCCCUUCAACAGCCCGCCAACGAGCGCUAAGAAGGAAAUUGCUCAACAAGUCCCGCCACAGCUACCAAUGCGACCAAGACCAAACGUCAACGACGCCCUGUCAAAUAGGUCCAAGGCUCCAUUUUCUGGAUCUGACUCUUCCCCAGUACACCCUUCUGCGGGUGCCAGAAGGCUGGAACGAGAACCCAGCGUGAGCGGGCCGUUGAAGCCAGUCGUCGUCCCACAACAGAGCAUACAAGAUGGCUCGUCUUCCUCUUCACUGAGGCGUCGUCCAACUAGGGAUUUGAGUGCAGAUACUCGAAAUUCAGCCGCUGCUAAUGCGGAUAUCCCUCCGCCAAAACCGCCCAGGCCAGCUCAACGAGACGUACCAAGAUCCGAUGCAUCGCAUACCUCGAUCUCUCCCGGACUGCUGCAUCAGGAUUCCACAACGCACCAAUAUUCAGCACCGCCGUCUCGAGGUCAGAGUCUCUCCCAAAAAGCGGCCAGAAUAGCUGACAGAGAUCCUGGUCCCUCUACGUCGUUUCAGCCAACAACUGCUCGGUCUACGCCGCGAAGUCUGUCUCCCGAGGGCCCCACGGCAGGUACAGAAGCGGCUACCCAUGUGACGGCUUUUCCGGACAACGCAAACGUGAAUCGACGCCCGCCAUUUGUGAAGAAAGGUUGCUAUGAAGUCAAUACAAAGUACGACCCCAGGGUUUUUGAUGUCUGCGGAGAACGAGCAUGCACCAGCGGCCAAUUGACUCGGGUCUGGGAUAUUGUUGACGGGGAGCAGCUUAUGAGCCUGUCUCACACCGAAGGCGUCAGGGCAACAGCAGUUGCCUUCAAGCCUUCUGCAGACCCUGAACACGAGGGCUCUUUCAUAUGGAUCGGCACCAACGUGGGCGAGCUGAUGGAAGUCGAGGUUGCGACCCAACGCAUCGGCGAGCUGCGGUCUGGUGUCCAUGGCAAAGCCGAGCUCAUGAUGAUAUAUCGUCAUUCCAAAGAGCUGUGGUCCUUGGACGAGGGAGGCACUCUGAAUCUCUGGGUUCCCGAUUCUGACGGCGUACCGAACCUCAGGAGCCAACCCGUAGUCCAACCAACCCGACUGCCAAGGGGUCACACGUUUUCCAUGGUUGUUGGUGACGAGCUUUGGCACGCGACGGGAAAGCUCAUCCGCGUCUUUGAACCUACGGUGGAUGGGACGAAACCGUUUCAGGUGCUGGUUAGGCCGCUGACGGCAGAAGGUUGUGGCGACGUGACUGCCGGCUCGACCUUGGUUCCGGCGCAAGGGAGAGUCUUAUUCGGCCAUGUGGACGGCAAAGUGAGCAUUUUCUCGACCUCGGAUUAUUCCUGUCAGCAAAUAUUGAAUGUCAGCUCCUGCAAAAUCAACGGACUGGCCGGAGUGGGCCGCGACGUCUGGGCCGCGUACAACACUGGCAAAAUAUGUGUCUACGACACCACCAAGCAACCGUGGACAGUCAAAAAAGAAUGGCAGGCGCAUGACCACUCUGUGAUCAAGCUGAAGGUUGAUCCGUCGAGCGCCUAUCGAAUGGACAGGCUGCAGGUUUUAUCUCUGGGCGUUGACAGCAGGAUCAAGAUCUGGGAUGGCAUCUUGCAGGACAACUGGCUGGAGGACGAUCUAAAGUCCAAGGACGUCAACUACUGCGAAUUCGAAGAGAUCAAAGCCAUGGUGUUCACGUGGAAUGCCGGCGCAUCUACCCCUCACAGCCUUCGAUAUUCGGACGGUGACUCGUCCUUUUUCCAAAACCUUUUACAGUCCAGCGGGUCCCCCGACAUUCUGAUAUUCGGAUUCCAAGAACUUGUCGACCUGGAGGACAAGACUGCUACGGCCAAGAGAUUUUUCAAGUCGAAGAAGAAGGAGGGUUCUGAGCAGGAGAGGAUGAGUCAUCAAUAUCGCGAUUGGAGAGACUUCUUACUCAAGACUCUGGAUGACUACAUGCCCUCGAAUGAUCUCUACCACCUCGUUCAGUCGUCACCCCUGGUUGGACUGUUUACCUGCGUGUUUGUAAAGUCGAACAUGAGAGACAGGAUCCGGAAUCUGCACGCAGCCGAAGUUAAACGAGGCAUGGGAGGCUUGCACGGGAAUAAAGGGGCGGUAGCUGUGCGUUUCCAAGUCGACGACACCUCCCUUUGCUUCGUCAACUGUCAUCUUGCCGCGGGACAAUCCCAUGCCAAUUCACGACACAACGACAUUGCUGCCAUACUGGAGGCGAGCUUAUUCCCAGCCGAACGCGACCCGGACAUUCGGCUGGAUACGUUUACCGGUGGGGGAGACGGUUCCAUGAUUCUUGAUCAUGAGCUUUGCAUAUUGAACGGGGACCUCAACUAUCGCAUCGACACAAUGUCGCGUGAUACGGUGGUCAAGGCAGUGGAGCAGCAACAGUUGAGAAAGCUGCUGGAGCGAGACCAGCUACUCGUGGCGCGCCGGCGCAACCCGGCGUUUCGCUUGCGCGCGUUUGAAGAACUCCCCAUCACGUUUUCGCCGACAUAUAAAUACGAUGUCGGCACCGACACGUACGACACGAGUGAGAAACGGAGAAGCCCGGCCUGGUGCGAUCGUGUUUUAUUCCGAGGACAAGGGCGCGUGCGUCAACUAGACUACCAGAGGCACGAGGUUCGGGUCAGCGAUCACCGACCGGUGACGGGCAACUUCCGGCUAUGGGUGAAGAAGGUUGAUCCGAUGGGGCGUGCCAAGGCCUGGUUGGAAAGCCAGGAACGAUUUGAAAAUGUGCGGGCCCAAAUCAUUGCCAACGAGAAAUUAACCUAUCUCGUGGAGACUUGUGGGUUUGACCGACACACCAGUCAGUCCUUUCUGGAGCAAGGAUCAUUGAAAAGGGCACACAGGUGA
Messenger RNA from Ustilaginoidea virens, 3639 nucleotides. RefSeq lists its product as uncharacterized. Bases 1 to 3639 code for a protein of 1212 amino acids. Gene Ontology annotation, biological process: phosphatidylinositol dephosphorylation. Gene Ontology annotation, molecular function: phosphatidylinositol-4,5-bisphosphate 5-phosphatase activity; protein binding. The transcript has 3 exons. The record is from RefSeq and is a predicted model, not a curated record. Lineage: Eukaryota; Fungi; Ascomycota; Sordariomycetes; Hypocreales; Clavicipitaceae.